Molecule: messenger RNA, 618 nt
Organism: Hansenula anomala
Lineage: Eukaryota; Fungi; Ascomycota; Saccharomycetes; Phaffomycetales; Wickerhamomycetaceae
Gene: TOA1
Product: transcription initiation factor IIA large subunit
Exons: 3
Coding region: 1-618 (205 amino acids)
Biological process (GO): transcription initiation at RNA polymerase II promoter; transcription by RNA polymerase II
Cellular component (GO): transcription factor TFIIA complex
Source: RefSeq, a predicted model, not a curated record
AUGUCAAAUACAGAAGCCGCACGUAUAUAUGAGUCCAUCAUUGAUGAUGUUAUAAAUGAUUCAAGACAAGAUUUUGAGGACAGUGGUAUUGAUGAAGCUACAUUGCAAGAUUUAAGAACGAUAUGGCGUGAUAACCUAACGCAGACGCGAGUUGCAAACUUUUCAUGGGCUCCAGAUGCUAUUGUUAAUAAUGGAUUAUCCACAGACCCACAAAACAUUACAGAAGCAUCAAGUAUUACAAGUGAUGUUAAAAAGGAAAAUUCGGCAGUACCAAUCCCACAAGAGUCAACCACUGGUAACUUUGAACUAGAACUACAGGGUUCAAACGGUGAUAUUGCCAAAUCCCUACAAAAACAAAAGGAGAAUAUAGAGAAAAAGGAAAGAACAUUAGCUUCCUUGGAUUCUGAUGAUAUAAAUUCUGAUCUUGAUGAUUCUGACGAGGAAGAUUUGGGCUCUGAUGAAGAUGGUGAUGAUGCAGAAGGUAUGAUUAUUCUAUGUUUGUAUGAAAAAGUUUUGAGGGUUAAAAACAAAUGGAAAUGUAAUUUAAAGGAUGGUGUUGCUAAUAUAAAUGGGAAAGAUUACGCAUUUGCAAAAGGUACUGGGGAAUCCGAAUGGUGA